AUGAGCAACAACACAACAGGUGCGCUGGCGUCGGAUGACGACCAGCAGAUGGCGCUAGUGGGCACAAUCAUCGUCGCUCUCACGAUGGCGGCCAUCAACGUCGCCGUCGUCCUCGGCAACGCCGUCGUCGUCGUUAGCAUAUGCCGCCACAAGGCGCUUCACGUCGCACACAACUACGUGCUGCUGUCGCUGGCCGUCGCCGACCUGCUGCUCGGCGUCGCCGUGCUUCCGGUGCACGUCGUCUACGCGACGACCGCCGUGUGGACCUUCGCCGCGUGGUACUGCCGCGUCAGCUUCGCUCUCGACGUCGCGCUCAGCAACUGCAGCAUCCUCCAUCUUUGCGUCAUCGCCGGCGAACGCCUCCUGGCCCUGCGCUGGCCGCUACACUACCGAAAGGUGGCGCGCGUCCUCGUCGCGUGGGGCGUCUGCCUCGCGUGGCUGCUGUCGGCCGGCAUGGGCAUCGUCGUCGCCGCCGUUCCGCGCUCGUGGCACGGCGACGGCGUUGUCGAGGCGGGCGGCGCAUGCGUGCUGGCCGUCACCUUCCGCUUCGCCGUCGUCUGUGGGCUGCUCUCGUUCUACGCGCCGCUAGCCUUCAUGGCGGCCGCCUACGUGUGGAUGGCGCUCACCGUCAAGCGGCAGCUGCGUCGCACCGCCGCCGCCGACGGUCCGGCGACGCCGGCGGCGCGCGUCGCCGCAAGACGCCUGCGCUCCGAGGUGGCGCUCACACGCGCAAUGGCUGCCGUUCUUGGCGUCUUCUUCGUCUUCUGGCUGCCGUUCGCGACGCUCAAUCCGUGGGUGGCGCUGCACGCCGACGCGCCGACGUCGGUGAUGACGUUCGCGACGUGGUGCGGCUACGCGAACUCGAUGGUCAACCCGAUCGUCUACUCGAUCUUCAGCGUCAAGAUGAGAGCCGCCUUCUUCGCCACGAUCCGAUGUCGAGGUGGCGUGUCGUGA
This is a messenger RNA of Priapulus caudatus, 954 nucleotides long. Its product is annotated as dopamine receptor 4-like. Lineage: Eukaryota; Metazoa; Priapulida; Priapulimorpha; Priapulimorphida; Priapulidae. Gene Ontology annotation, cellular component: dendrite; membrane. Gene Ontology annotation, molecular function: neurotransmitter receptor activity; G protein-coupled serotonin receptor activity. Bases 1 to 954 code for a protein of 317 amino acids. The record is from RefSeq and is a predicted model, not a curated record. The transcript has a single exon. Gene Ontology annotation, biological process: G protein-coupled receptor signaling pathway, coupled to cyclic nucleotide second messenger; chemical synaptic transmission.